AUGCUCCUAAUCGAGUUUGUUCCCAAGAUCCUUGGUGCUUUUAUCGCUAGUUGGGGCGAAUAUUAUUUAUACUACUUUGUACAAGAAUACACCAAAAAUAACAAGGAUCCAAUUGCAUUGGACAAUGUUGAUUUACCAUGGGUCACUUUAUCUCUUUCUUUGUUAAACCCUUUCAAUUGGUAUGUUUCAACACGAUCGUUUUCCAACAAUUUGGAAACGACAUUAACAAUCAUGGCCCUACGAUAUUGGCCAUGGAACCUCGAUAUCAAGUCAAAAGGCUGGUUUAUCAGUUUAGCUUGUGGUGUUGUGAGUUGUAUUAUUCGACCCACAAAUAUACUUAUUUGGUCAUCUUUAGGAAUACACUUGAUGCUCAAAACUAAAAGGUUGAUCAGCUUGAAAUGGAUUUUGUGCUCCUUUUGCCAAGUGGUUGCAAUUCUAAUGAUCAACACUCUUUUGGAUUAUCUAUUUUACAAAGAAUUGACCUUCCCGGUCUACAAUUUCCUUGAGUUCAAUGUUUUUAAAAACUUGUCGAUUUUUUAUGGUGUUGCCCCUUGGCAUUUCUAUAUUUUCCAAGCAAUUCCAUUGAUGAUGACAACUUAUUUGCCAUUGUUGAUCUAUGGAUUGAAAAGGGAUGUUUUACUACUUACAAGCAUAGUGUACUUGAUUGGCUUUUCGGUAAUCCAGCAUAAAGAGUUCCGGUUCAUCAUGCCAUUACAGCCGCUAAUGAUUUAUUUCACAGCUAGAGGGUUUCGAGCUGUUAGAGCCAAGUAUUUAAUAGUAAUGGGAAUUUUACUCAAUAUCUUGAUUGCAUUGUUUUUUGCCAAUAUCAAUGAAAGAGGUGUUAUGGAUGUAGUGAGAUAUUUAAAAGCAGAAAACCAGUCAUCUAUUGGCUUUAUAAUGCCGUGUCAUUCAACACCAUGGCAAAGCCAUUUCCAUAAUCGUGAUUUGGAUGCAUGGUUUCUAAGAUGUGAGCCACCAUUACAUCUAACAAAUCCAACAAUGAAUGAAAUCAAUGUAUACAGAGACGAAUCUGAUCAAUUCUAUGAUAAUCCAAAACAAUUUUUAACAAUGUAUUUCAAUCAAGACUUGAAGAAAAUGCCUGAAAAUAUCGUCAUUUUUGAAGCAUUGGAAAAAUUUAUCAAAGAGGAAUUUAGUGGUGAGUAUUAUGAACAUAAACGUUUCUUCAAUAGUUAUUUCCAUUGGGAUGAUAGAAGAAAUGGAGAUGUAAUAGUAUACAAGAGAAUUACACCAUCGAGCAGAGCGAGAUAG
Messenger RNA from Lodderomyces oxycetoniae, 1269 nucleotides. RefSeq names its product putative glycosylphosphatidylinositol-alpha 1,2 mannosyltransferase. Gene Ontology annotation, biological process: GPI anchor biosynthetic process. NCBI's taxonomy places the organism in Eukaryota, Fungi, Ascomycota, Pichiomycetes, Serinales, Debaryomycetaceae. Gene Ontology annotation, cellular component: endoplasmic reticulum membrane. The coding region runs from base 1 to 1269 and encodes 422 amino acids. The record is from RefSeq and is a predicted model, not a curated record. The transcript has a single exon. Gene Ontology annotation, molecular function: alpha-1,2-mannosyltransferase activity.